Molecule: messenger RNA, 3354 nt
Organism: Fusarium mangiferae
Lineage: Eukaryota; Fungi; Ascomycota; Sordariomycetes; Hypocreales; Nectriaceae
Exons: 5
Coding region: 1-3354 (1117 amino acids)
Source: RefSeq, a predicted model, not a curated record
AUGGUAUGGGGGCAUCCAAGUGACGAGAACGCCUCUUUCAAGGAUAAACUUGCACUCAAGUUCAAGACUUUAUUUGAGAAGGGUUUUCAGAAGAAGAAAGGUUCCGAGGCAAUCCGACCUCUACAGGAUCCUAUAAAUAUCCAUCGAACACACUUUUACCAGAGCCUGAGACAAUCGCACCGAAGAGUCGCGAUUCAAGCAUUCUUAUCAUCUCAGUCGACGCAAUCGCAGCCUUUUGAACAGCACGCAGCAGCACCUCAGGUAUUUCAGAGAUCCUCUUAUCACACGAGCAUACCACUCACUGCAGAUUCUUCCCGCCAACAGACAAACACAAGCGUCAAGGUGCUGCCUCAAAGUCGCAAUAUGAUCUUUUACGACCUUCCGGUGUCCUCGGCGACCUGCUCAGCGGAAGAGUUCCAAAACAGGUUUCAAUGCGUCACAAAUGAAUUGAGGAAGGUCGUCGCUGAACAUAAUGAACUUCGUAUGUGCGGUCGACAUAUCAUCUAUAGUCGCCAUAUGAUUGGCGACUCGAGGGAUACGGCCGUACCCUCUAUACUUAUAGAGUGUCGAAAACGAGAUCUCAAGAUGUUGAGAGAGCUCUUUAACAAGCACGCUGCGACACUCUGUUGUCGCAAGGACUCAACUUGGCCAACCCUGGUACAUCACAAUCUUCCGUCGUCGAAACCGUCAUUCCAGCUUGUCUAUUUAUCGCACGCAUAUCAAACUAUAAUACAGCACGCGGCUAAUACCCCUGGAGCGGUCAGCAACUCAUCAUACGAUACAUUCUGUGGUUCUCUGGUCCAGUAUGAGGGCCGCGUAGCCACCAUCGGCCUGACAAUUAUCGUCGAUGGCAUAAGUCACAUGAUGACUGUCGACCAUCUCUUCAAUAACAGCCUGGGAGAUGAGAACUCCCUUUUCACUAGUGGUGAUGAGCCAAUUCAUCGCAGCAGCUCUAAGGGGGAGUCAACAUGUGCGCGUCAGGACACUUCCGUCAUUCCACCAAGUCUUCAUCCAGAGCAUGAAAAACAAAUUUUGGACUUUGGUCAUAGCAGCGCGUAUGGGAGUGCAAAAGAAGAGAAUCUUAAUGCGUCGUACACGAAGGACCGCCCUCGAUCUCGCCUUGCCGAGUGCCUGGUGGGCCAACCCGUUCCUUUCCCACAUACAUUGGAUUCCCCAGCACCAUACUUGGACUGGGCAUUCGUAGACUUGAACAACUCUUCAGCGAACUUCCAACUACCUAACACUAUCACGCUUGACUCCAUGUCGAGCCCUGUACUCCUUCGCGAAGUAUCGAAACAACCGCUGUCUCAUACCACAUUGGUGUACAUGAUUUCAGGAAUAAAUGGCACAAGAAAGGGCUGCCUAUUCAGUGGCCUCAGUGAGCUUGGUCCACUACAGGAUCGAAGUCCAUGUAGAGCCUGGAAAAUGAUACUGGAUUUUGGUCAAGGUCUCGAGCCAGGAGAGUGCGGUUCAAUCGUUGUUGACCAGACAACCUUCGAUAUAUAUGGGCAUGUUAUCGGAUCCAACAUUAUUGGUGAUGUUUUCGUUGUUCCACUUUCCGACACUAUUGAACAAAUCCGAGUUGCUUUCAAUGCAACCAUUGUGACUCUGCCCUCACAGAACCUUCUUCUGCCACUUCACAACAAUUCUGAAGAGACCAUGACUACACAGCCCAAGUUUUCUCUCAAUGAAUUACACUCAGCCGCUACGGACACUCAUAUUCACUCCGGUUCCGCAAAAUCCUCUCUGGGAUCCUCCCCACUAACAAAGAUAUGGAGGGGUCCGGAUCCGAGAAGCCACAGCGCCCACUUCCGCAAGUUUCAAAUACCCUUUCGUCCAGACAAGGAGGGCACUUCACUCCUGCAAACGUUGAAUGAGGCGGGAGUGGGAGUGCUGGAUGACGAAGUGGAAGUUCCAGCCCUUCUAUUUAGCUAUCCGCUCACAAAGGUUACAGAACGAAGCAUAGAGCGUAUACGAGACUUUUGCUGUGGUGCUUCAUUCGCUCUAGACAAGUUCGUAUCUCAUCCACUUAGCUCAGGUCCAUACGCAAGCUCAGAUACCAGGACUGUGGAUUCAAGCAUAGAAAUCCCGUAUUUUGCGGUUGUCACUGAUGUAGGUUGGUGCCAGAAUACACUGUCUUAUACCAGUCAAGACAAACCACUGGCAUCAAGCCUGAGGCUAAACGAGAUGCUGAAAGAACAGGUAUGUGCUCAGGAAUCUUCUUAUCAGCAUGUAGAAAGGGCUUGUGGCUUAUCCUUUCAGCGAUUUCACAUAGGACCAGGACCAGGCCCGGCCUUGAUAAAGCAACUCAGGCGAAUUUAUAUCCAUAAUCCAGAUGGGGCUAGUGUUAUGGCUCUCAUCAGGACCAUGUCCUGCCGUCAAGUAGCCAUUCUCCGUCCAAUGAUCAUGUCCUAUGUCACGACAAAGAUCGACCCGUACAUACAGAUCAAUGAAACCCAAUGGGGGGAAUCAUGCCAGCAUCAUCUCAGGUUUCAGUUUCCCUUCUUUACACUUAUUUCUGAAGGUUAUAAUGACCCCCGAACCAUGUCCAAGACAGGAGAGCCAUUCAGAACUCGAUUGAGCCUUUCCUUUCUUACCGAAAGCCAUUCGGGGACUUUAUUUUGCCAAGAUAGCCAAGCCAGUCUCUGUGAAUCAGUAAUCUCUUUUGGGAUCGCUGUACAUAGCAUUGAUUACUGGGACGUGUACUGCUUUGAAGACGGUGACACGAGUACAUCGAUUUUUGGAUUUGACUUCGAGGAUGACGAAUCUGGUUCUGAAAGUGAUUCCAAAACACCUGAAGAAAUGCUCAGACACUCCCCCCGAACCUUUUUCCUGCACACAAUGAGUUUGAGUCUCGAUCGUGUGCUGGACCAACACACCAUGAUCUUGGAAGUAUUCCAGGACUUUAGCAAGAGGCAAGAGCGUUACUUAUCGAAGAGUGCUAAACAACCGAAUCAAUUCGCAGACAACAGUCGUCGGCUAAAAGAAGCCCUCCGUCAAGUGCUCAAUUCGAUAACAGUUCUGACACGUAAUAUUCAAGAAUUCUUAUCAAAUGAUCCCAGAAAGGACCUUGAGGAUGUCCCCAACGGCGGUGACUUUGCAGAUGGGAGUAAGCCAAAUGACAUGGAAACACUCCUUCGUCGCAUAAAAUCGUUAUGUGGUCGGCUGCAUGACGUUCAGCUCGCCUACCAACAACUGCAAGCUAAAUUGACUUCCAUAAGUCGUGAGCAGGAAGAGCUAGUGAGGAUGCGUCGUGAUAGAUCAAGCGAAGAGUUCAUGGUGGCAGCCUUUGUCUUCGGAAUUCUCACCCUUAUAGCCCAAAUCUAUGGAGCAUAUGGAUCUAAUAGCAACUGA